This is a messenger RNA of Psilocybe cubensis, 945 nucleotides long. RefSeq lists its product as uncharacterized. Gene Ontology annotation, molecular function: protein kinase C binding; translation regulator activity; ribosome binding. The coding region runs from base 1 to 945 and encodes 314 amino acids. Gene Ontology annotation, cellular component: cytosol; nucleus. Gene Ontology annotation, biological process: positive regulation of protein phosphorylation; rescue of stalled cytosolic ribosome. The record is from RefSeq and is a predicted model, not a curated record. Lineage: Eukaryota; Fungi; Basidiomycota; Agaricomycetes; Agaricales; Agrocybaceae. The transcript has 4 exons.
AUGACUGAAUCGCUGCGUUUCCUAGGCACUUUGGAGGGUCACAAGGGAUGGGUUACCGCCAUUGCCACCUCCUCGGAGAAUCCUGAUAUGAUCCUGACUGCUUCGCGCGACAAGACCAUCAUUGUCUGGCAAUUGACACGCGACGAGGACUCCUAUGGAUACCCCAAGCGAAUCCUCCAUGGACACAACCACUUCGUUUCCGAUGUCGUUAUCUCGUCCGACGGCCAAUUCGCCCUUUCAUCCUCAUGGGAUCACACCCUCCGCCUCUGGGACCUCAACACUGGAUUGACAACCCGCCGCUUUGUUGGACACACCUCCGAUGUCCUCUCAGUUAGCUUCAGCGCUGACAACAGGCAGAUUGUUUCCGGUUCGCGUGACAGGACUAUCAAACUCUGGAACACCCUCGGAGAAUGCAAAUAUGACAUCAAGGAGGAGGGUCAUACCGAGUGGGUUUCCUGCGUGAGGUUCAGCCCUAAUGUUUCGAACCCUGUCAUCGUCUCUUGCGGAUGGGACAAGGUUGUUAAAGUCUGGGAACUCUCCAAGUUUAAGUUGAAGACCAACCACUACGGCCACACCGGCUACAUCAACACUGUAUCCGUCUCUCCUGAUGGUUCCCUCGCCGCUUCCGGUGGCAAGGAUGGCAUCACCAUGCUCUGGGAUUUGAACGAGGGCAAGCACCUCUACUCUCUUGAGGCUGGCGAUGUUGUCAACGCUCUUGUCUUCUCCCCCAAUCGCUACUGGCUCUGCGCUGCCACUGCCAGCUGCGUCAAAAUCUUCGAUCUCGAGAGCAAGUCUAUCGUUGACGAGCUGAAGCCUGCUUACACUGACGUUCGUGAGGAGGCCAGGCAACCUGAGUGUGUUUCCAUCGCCUGGUCGGCUGAUGGCCAAACCUUGUUCGCCGGCUUCACUGAUAACCAGCUCCGUGUCUGGACCGUCACUUCAUAA